AUGAGUGAUGCCGGCGGUCUCGAAAAGAGGAGAGGAGCAGGACGCACCAUCUGCGGGUGUACGGCCGUCGUCUUCUUUCUCAGCGCCCUCGUCGCACUGCUUGCGGCAGCAGUCGUCGGACUCGCCGCCGGGACGGGCAUUGAGGCCUCGAGGGCCACCUCGGCCCAGAACAGGGCGGACCGUUUGAACGCCUCACUCGUCGCCGCUCUGGGGGGCGCGACGGCUACUACCAAGUCAUCAGCUUCGACGUCGACUUCUGCGUCGGCUUCGGCUUCCAGCACGUCCUUUGCCUCUCUCGACGACAACUGCACUGGAAACCCGGAUGGGGUGACAGGAACAACAUACAAUGCCUUCUCAUUGUUUGGUGACUACUCCUUCACGAUACAGUGCAACAAGGACACCGACGGCAGUCCGCUCAUGAGCCUCUUCGCGGCCGACAUCAACGGCUGCAUGGACGCCUGCGCCGCCUAUUCGCACUACACACCCUCCAUGUUCGGAAAUAACACCAACACCACGUGCGGCGCCGUAAGCUUUAUUCCGCUGUGGACCAACGAGACGGCUGCUCUUGUCGGCUAUGCCCCGGGCAACUGUUACCUGAAACCCACCCAGACCGCUGCCCCGACUACGCCCAAUAUCGGCACCGAAUGUCACGCUGGAAUCCUCGUUACCAGCUAA
This is a messenger RNA of Cryphonectria parasitica EP155, 675 nucleotides long. RefSeq lists its product as uncharacterized. The coding region runs from base 1 to 675 and encodes 224 amino acids. The record is from RefSeq and is a predicted model, not a curated record. The transcript is spliced from 2 exons. NCBI's taxonomy places the organism in Eukaryota, Fungi, Ascomycota, Sordariomycetes, Diaporthales, Cryphonectriaceae.